Messenger RNA from Malassezia sympodialis ATCC 42132, 816 nucleotides. It is a transcript of the gene EOS1, whose product is annotated as Eos1p. The record is from RefSeq and is a predicted model, not a curated record. Gene Ontology annotation, biological process: cellular response to oxidative stress; protein N-linked glycosylation. Gene Ontology annotation, cellular component: endoplasmic reticulum membrane. Lineage: Eukaryota; Fungi; Basidiomycota; Malasseziomycetes; Malasseziales; Malasseziaceae.
AUGAGCACGGCCUUUCAUGCACUUUCGCUCAUGACGCUACUUCUGCGGCGGUGGCUAAUUUACUAUACGCUGCUGCCCUCUCUUAUUCGUCUGGUGGCAUUCCAGUCCAUAUGCUGGUCUCUGGUGCGGGUGAUCUUGCAUCUCUUCGGCCCUAUGCAGCCACUCACACCCUGGGUACUUAUCUCCACAUUCACUUCGUUUUUCGAAAUCUUUGCGCGCUGGCUCACGAGCAGCAUCAACAACAAAGAAGACUCGAUACAAGGCGGGGGAAGGCCCCAAUAUGAUCUCAUCGAGACUGGCGUAUCUGACAUUGAUGGUGUUCUGUCUCCGGACCAGGACGGCUUCGAGUCGACGCCUCAACCAUGGCUCUGGCAGCUCAGUCGGCAGGAUCGAUUCCGGAUGUACCGUGAACACAGCGUGCGCCUGGUGCGUGCCUUUAUGGGUGGUCCUGAGGAUAUGCAAACGUCGGAUUCCGAGUGCGAUUCGUCUGACAAGACGCAUAUGUCAUCGUCCGACCGGCUACCGGAGGCCGACUCCAUCUUCUCGCUUAUGGAAAUGGAGCGGUGGCGCCGGCGCGUCCAUGAGCGUCGCCAAUGGAAACAUCGCUUCCGAGUGCGGCGACGCCGCAAGGCAAAGCGGUCUCGCAUAUCGGCAUUUUUCCAAAACUAUCACGCAGCACACAUUCGUUCCCGUCGAGUGUUCCACUGGGAGGUGGCCAUGUGGCGGAACGUUAUGCCGAUUGGAGUUCUAGGCUAUGUCUCUCUCUGGAUCCUUUUGCUCGAGUUCACUCUGACGCGCUACGUGCAACAUACAUAG